AACCAUCGUACCCAUUUAGUGUAAAGAGUAUGAGGUUGAAGGACUUCUUCAAAUCCUUCCUCCUUUUGUGUAGGUUCCUUCUGCCAAGGAGGCCAAGUACCUGUCACACAAACCAUGGGAGAUCGCAGAGGUACCCUUCUCUAGAGAGCCUCCCCAGCCAAACCGUAGUUUGUGAUGUGGAGGGAGCGCUUCUUAGGACUUCCUCCACCUUCCCUUACUUCAUGCUCGUGGCAUUGGAGGCAGGAGGGUUCCUAAGAGGUCUACUGCUCCUGCUUCUGCACCCUCUCAUCUCUUGCCUGAGCCAUGAGGUGGGGAUACGGAUCAUGGUGAUGGUCUGCUUCUUUGGACUGAGGAAGGAGGACUUCAGGGUGGGGAGAGCUAUGCUGCCUAAGUUCUUCCUGGAGCAGGUUGGGUUGGAAGGCUUCGAGGUGCUGCGGAGAGGAGGGAGGAGGGUCUGUGUCAGCUCCAUGCCAACCGUCAUGGUGGAAGGCUUCCUGAAGGAGUAUUUGGAUGUGGAGGUGGUGUUGGGAAGGGAACUGAAGGUGUUCGGUGGAUACUACACUGGGUUGAUGGAGGACGGAGUUAUUGGGUUUGGCCAUGUCGAUUUUGCUCACCAUCAGCUCUUUACCCAUUGUAAGGAAGUAUGCUUGGUGGGAGAAGCUGAGAAGAGAAGAGGCCAUCAUCCCCUGCCAAGAUCACAGUACCCCAAGCCCUUGGUCUUCCAUGAUGGCAGGAUAGCGUUCAGGCCGGACGCCGUCUCCACCCUCUGCAUGUUCCUGUGGUUACCCCUCGGCUUCGCCCUCGCCUUUGCCCGAGCCCUCGUCUUCCUCUUCCUCCCCUACGCCCUCUCCAUCCCGCUACUCGCCUCCCUGGGCAUGCACUCCAGGCUGAUCACCUCCUCCGACAAGGAGGAGAGGCGAGGCGACGGCAGCCAGCUCUACAUCUGCAACCACCGCACCCUCCUCGAUGCCCUCUACAUCUCUGCGGCGCUCCGCCGCCACGUCACGGCCACCACCUACAGUGUCAGCCCCAUCAGCGAGUGGUUCUCCCCGAUAAGGACCGUCAGGCUGACGAGGAACAGGGAGGAGGACGCUGCGAGGAUGAAGAAGCUGGUGCAGGAAGGGGACCUCAUGGUGUGCCCCGAGGGGACGACCUGCCGCGAGCCGUAUCUGCUCCGCUUCAGCCCGCUCGUCGCGGAGAUCAGCCGGGAGGUCGUGCCGGUGGCGUUGGAGUCGUGGGCGAGCAUGUUCUACGGCACGAGCACCGGCAAGCUCAAGUUCUUGGAUCCCUUGUACUUCCUCAUGAACCCGUUCCCGUGCUACGAGGCGGAGUUCAUGGCGACGGUGGCCACCGGUGCCAUUGGUGGAGAGGAGUGCAGUAGCUACGAGAUGGCCAACCAUUUGCAAGCGGAGAUCGGUAGGCGCUUGGGGUUUCACUGCACCAGCUUGACCAGAAAACAUAAGUACGUGCUGCUUGCAGGCAACGAAGGGACCAUAGAGAGAGAGAGAGAGAGAACACGGGACGGUGACGUGAGAAUGGAGAGACGAUGAGAGACUUGUCUCCCUCUCUCCUUAAGAUAUUAAUGGUUAUUUUCCUAUGGUUUGAGGUGAAAAGGGUGAGUUUGUCA
Musa acuminata subsp. malaccensis (wild Malaysian banana) is the source of this 1627-nucleotide messenger RNA. RefSeq names its product probable glycerol-3-phosphate acyltransferase 3. The record is from RefSeq and is a predicted model, not a curated record. NCBI's taxonomy places the organism in Eukaryota, Viridiplantae, Streptophyta, Magnoliopsida, Zingiberales, Musaceae. Gene Ontology annotation, molecular function: glycerol-3-phosphate 2-O-acyltransferase activity; phosphatase activity. Gene Ontology annotation, biological process: cutin biosynthetic process. Gene Ontology annotation, cellular component: membrane.